Mizuhopecten yessoensis (Yesso scallop) is the source of this 3070-nucleotide messenger RNA. Its product is annotated as transient receptor potential cation channel subfamily V member 5-like. Gene Ontology annotation, molecular function: calcium channel activity; protein binding. Lineage: Eukaryota; Metazoa; Mollusca; Bivalvia; Pectinida; Pectinidae. The record is from RefSeq and is a predicted model, not a curated record. Gene Ontology annotation, biological process: calcium ion import across plasma membrane. Gene Ontology annotation, cellular component: membrane. Bases 368 to 3070 code for a protein of 900 amino acids. The transcript is spliced from 3 exons.
AGCUAUGUACCUAUAUGGUUUACCUACCCGACCAUACACGGGUAUUCAUGUGCCCACCUGGCUCAGAGACAAAGACAGCCAUGCCAAUUUACGCAGUUUUCAUAAUUAAUGAAUGAAUCUUCAAAUGUGCUGUGAAAUGUAUGCGGGUGGAUCGGUGCUGAUGCUGUAUGGAGCCGAAGGCUGCCUGUCAUAGGCAUGGACAGAGCAAUUUUCAAGACCUCUGUUGUAUACCGGCGACCACCGAACGACGGGAGAAAUGGGCUAUUAUCAGGGCAGGAAUCGAACACCCCCUGCUUUUAUACGGUACUGGAACUGCUGAGGACGAUGGAUAGUUGAUUAUAAUUGGACCGAGGGAAGUGAACCAGUCAUGGAGAAGAGAGAGAAAAGUCACUAUAAAAACAAACUGGUGACGGACUCGCCGGAAUGCCAGACAGCAUUGUCUCGUUUCAUCAAAGAGAGAGAGAAUGAAAAAGCAGAUGCUCUUUUAACCCUCAUUAAAAACUCCAACCGCCUGGAUAUCCUCGUCAAAUAUCGAGAAAAUGAAGAUGAAACGCUUUUGCACACCGCGGUAAAAUACCAAGACGAUGAAAGCAUGGUUAAUCGUCUUGCAGAUCUGUGCCCGCAACUUCUUACGCAGGCGCGGGAGAACUCGGAAGAGUAUAAGGGGCAGACUGCUUUUCAUAUAGCAAUUACUAAAGGUAACGCAAUGGCUGUGGAAGCCAUGCUAGAGCAAGCAAAAAAAGGUAAAUCUUCGGAUAUCUUAAACAGAAUGAUGUAUACAGAGGCAACUGGAACGAGAUUUGUCAAUACAGUGAUGAUGGGCGGAAUACCGCUAAGUGUCGCAGCUUUGGCAUUUAGGGAGGAUAUAGUUCAAACUCUUAUUGAAAAUGACGCAGAACUCGAAUUCACAAACGAGGAUGGUGAUACUGUGUUGCAUUCCUUAAUCAAAUACGCGGCCAUUUAUCCUGAAAAAGGAAAUGACGUUGUGUUAAUGCUGCAGCAUCUUCAACAGAAAGUGAUGGAAAAGGGACAAACGGAGCGUAUGUUUUCAGAUGACAGCGACAGCCUACAUUAUAAGUACCAAUACACAUAUGUAUGGUUCAUACGAAAUAGCGAACACCUCACUCCUUUACAGUUAGCAGCUAAACACGGCGUCGUGGAAGCAUUUAACUAUAUCAUGAAUAUGGAGAAUGUCUAUUGCUUCUUUAGUACACACGAUGGUCUCUUCGACAUCAAAAUGUAUGACGUGACGGAAGUAGACUCAAUCGCCAAUAUUAGAGCAGCGGCUUCAAAUAAUGGGUCAACGAAGAAGACGCAUAGUCGUGGAGCCGUUAUCCCUAAACGCGAGGGAAUCGCUAACAAGCCAUUGCGGAAGUCCAAACAACAACAGUGUGUGCCAUGUGGCGGAGAAUAUCCAGAGACGGAAAGUAUUCUUGAAAUGAUGUUCAACAACAGCUACCAUUCGAAAGACGCCUUCCGGUUAAUUGAAAUGCCUCCUGUGAAGAAUCUUGUUCGUGCGAAGUGGACAUUUUAUAGAUGGAUCUACUACUUGUGGUUUUGCUUUCAUGUACUUUUUAUUAUCGGUCUGACGUCGUAUGCUGUAGUGAGACCACAGAUAUACUACAACACAUCCGGCAAAUCUCGGGCAGAUCGGGAAGCAGAUAAUUCUUCUGUACAUUCCUUUGUCACUGUAUUCCACUGGUUGGCGUUUGUGUGUGGCUUGCUCUAUGUUGUUGUAUCAAUUUUACUAUUUGUGCCAAAAUUUCGCCGCUCAAAUGCCCGUCAGUAUUUUCUACAUAACCUUGAGUAUAUUGUGAUACUUACCGUGCACUCCAGCUGUAUCGUCAUAGAUACGUUUAUGACAGCAUCAGACGAUUCUCACGAUGGAAUUCCUCUUAUUAUCGCCUUGAUUACCGGAUGGUGGUUCACUGUUUUCUUCCUGCGACCUCAGAGGAUAUUCAGCUUCUUUACGGAAUUGAUAAAACGUGUAAUAAUAGGGGAUCUAUUCAGGUUUGGUAUUGUGCUGCUAUUUGAACUCAUUUCCUUUACAGCAGGAAUGCACAUCCUCUUCCAAGUGGACGUUAUUUCAACCACCGGUGGGAGCGUUGAUAAGUCCGACUACUCUUCUUACUGGACCACUAUGUUAGCCAUGUUUAAACUCAUGCUCGGCCUGGACGACAUUGAUUCCUUGUACGACUCCCGAGUACCUUGGCUGUCUGUGACGCUAUUUGUGGUAUUCGUGAUACUCUCGUAUAUUCUUCUGCUGAAUGCCCUGAUAGCAAUGGUGUCACAGACGUGUGCUAUCGUUCUUGAAGACAGAUAUCCGCAGUGGCGAGUACAACAACUAUCUGUGAUAUUGUUUUUAGAAGACAUUUUUUGUUCUUGUUGUCUAAAUAGAGCUUUACCUUGUCAUGCGGAAGCCAGAGAGAUUCGUGGUUUUGAUACAGUUACGAAACAGAACAAGUCAGAUAAACGUUUCCUUUACGAAAUUCAUUCCUUACAAAUGGAAUAUGCAACCGAGGAGGACAAAUCUGGAGUAAUGAAAACAGUGCGAGUGGUCCCCAAUCCGAUGGAAACGAUGGCGAAUAUGACGACACCAAUGGACUUAAACGAGAGUAUCGUACAGUGGAAAGACACGGAAUACCUGAAUCCGAGACGUGGAGGAACAUUUUCUUCCAUGAUCACGAGAAAGAGAAUCUCUGGUUCGCUCUCUGGUAUGAACACUAGAUUUCAAAAUAAACCUAAGAAACAAAAAGCGUUGGACGUUUUACCAGAGGUAGAGGGUGAAACGGAAAUAGACACCCCUCCUAGAGCGAGAAAACGUGGCAAAUCCCCGAAACCCAUACCAACGGUUUUACAAAGUGAGGAUAGUCCGAUUUUGAGCAAAAAAGCUUCAAAGCGAAAAAGACACAAAUCGGAAAACUUACACGAAAAGAAAUCACCAUCACCUACAAUGGUACAUCCAGGAUCUGCCGGUGCUUUGUAUUCGUCAGCCCCAGAAGGUCUGCCUUCUGUUGUUGAUAGUCGCGAGGUAGAUAUCCAAACAGUGCAUUCCUCCCACGUCUACUAG